This is a messenger RNA of Echinostoma caproni, 558 nucleotides long. The record is from the annotation of a GenBank genome assembly. NCBI's taxonomy places the organism in Eukaryota, Metazoa, Platyhelminthes, Trematoda, Plagiorchiida, Echinostomatidae.
GAUCCUUAUCUGUCCGUUUCGCCGCAACACAAUACAGCCAUCUUUUGGAUGCCUCAGUGUGCGAAUCAGGUGCGAACAAAUGCGACGGUCCCCUUUCAAUUACGUCUGGCUCGUGAUCUAUUCUCCGAUAUGCUCAAAGCGUUCGGCGCGGAAUCCCUCGGUCUGGGUCGAAUCUCCACUCGCAAAUCCCGGAAAGAUCAAGUGGGUUGGCCGGAAGAUUCGGUCUAUGCGAAACAUCGUAUUCGUAUACAUUCCAUCCGGCUAUCAGCCGGUACCGCGGGUCAUCUCGGUGGUGGUCUAAUUGACNCACUCCGUGUCGGUGUUUCAUACGAUGAUUUACCCACGGAUCGGAGAAGUUUGAAAAAUUUACGAACUGAACUCCUGUUUCACGAGUACCGGUUUCUUGCUGCGAGCGCUUGGUUUCAACGCAACCAGAACCCAGAUGGAACGUGGGCCAUACCGGUUGCUCGAAAUUUUCGCGGCCGAAUUCCAAUCAAACCAGGUUGGCCUUCGGCUAUGGGACAGGGUCAGUUUUCCCCCUAUAGCAUGCCCCAUUAG